Messenger RNA from Schistocerca americana (American grasshopper), 1614 nucleotides. Its product is annotated as arylsulfatase B-like. The transcript is spliced from 9 exons. Lineage: Eukaryota; Metazoa; Arthropoda; Insecta; Orthoptera; Acrididae. The record is from RefSeq and is a predicted model, not a curated record. Bases 1 to 1614 code for a protein of 537 amino acids.
AUGACGAGGCAUAUACAGAAGGCAGGGGCCAAGCUGCCCAACAUCGUCUUCAUCGUCGCCGACGACAUGGGCUGGAACGACGUGAGCUUCCACGGCUCGGACCAGGUGCCCACGCCCAACAUCGACGCCUUGGCGUACCACGGAGUGAUCCUCAACGGCCACUACGUGCAGCCAGUCUGCACGCCGUCCCGGUCGGCCAUCAUGACCGGGAAGUACGCCCUUCACUUUGGCAUGCAGGGCCACGUGAUCCUGGGGGACGAGGUGCACGCGCUGCCCGAGGGCAAGAUCCUGCCGCAUUACCUCAAGGACCUGGGCUACGUCACCAGGGCCAUCGGCAAGUGGCACCUGGGCCACUACUCCAAGGUCUACACGCCCACCUACUGCGGGUUCGACUCCCACCUCGGCUACUGGAACGCCGGCGUCGGCUACUACGACUACAUAUUCGAGGACAGGGUAACCAUCCCGCUUCUUUCCAGCGAUAGAAAUAAGCUCAGCGGGUACGACCUGCGCGAGAACCUGACGACGGCGUGGCAGUGCAACGGCAAGUACGCGACGGACGUGUUCACCGAGGAGGCGGAGCGGCUGAUCCGGGACCACGACACGGAGCGGCCGCUGUUCCUCUACUUGGCGCACCUCGCCUGCCACCCCGGGGACCACUCGCAGCUCAUCAACGCCCCGCAGGACCUCAUCAACAGCUUCUCCUACAUCUCGCACCCUGACCGCCGCAUACUCGCAGCGGUGAUGGCGAAGAUGGACGAGUCGGUGGGGCGUGUGGUGGCAGCCCUCCAUGAGUGCGACAUGCUCAACAACUCCAUCAUAGUGUUCGUCGCCGACAACGGGGUGGGCAGCGACGUCAACUGGGGCUCCAACUUCCCGUUCAGAGGCCAGCUAGAUUCAACGCAGCUCUUCUGUAUGUGCACACUGAAGCUUGAAUGUAGGAACAUACCCUUGUCGCUUACGGAGCUGCCUUUUCCAGGAGGUAAUGCGUCAGACCUGCCGGACGACCUGGACGGCGUGAACAUGUGGCCGCGGCUGGUCUCUGGAGAGCCCAGCCAGCGCACGGAGAUACUCCUCAACUACGACGAGGUGGCCGAGAACGGCGCAGUCCGCGUCGGCGACUGGAAGCUGGUCAAAGGUGUGCAGAACAACGACUACUACGCCGGGACGAGCGGCGCUGAGGACCCGCUGUUCACGGCGGCCUACGGCCCAGAGGAGGUGCUGGCCAGUCCAGUGGGGCAGGCGCUCUCCAGCGUGGUCGGGGCGUCCCCAGAGGCGGAGGACGUGCUGCGGCUGCGAGCUGAGGUGACCGUGUCCUGCCCGCAGCGGCCCGCCCACGGGCUGUGCAACAUCACGAGCAGCAGCGGCUGGUGCAUCUUCAACAUCAGGCAGGACCCGUGUGAGGCGGGUGACGGCGCUCCCGCCGACAUGCCGGAGGGCCUGUUGGACACUCUGCUGGAGCGGCUGGAGACGCUGUCGCAGCCGCUGAUGCCGCAGCCGGGGGCCAACGUCACGCAGACCGACCUGGCCGACCCCAAGCGCUGGAACAACACCUGGGUGCCCUGGGUCGACUGCAUCGCCGACAACGCAGACCCCAUGUGCAACGUCGUCACGUAG